UGAUUUGGAGGUUCCCUUCAAAAUGGAUGACUCAAAGUUCACAGGAGAUCAAAAAAUUACCCUUCUCUCGGCAUGGGCUUUAAUCAAACCGGAACUGGAUAUCCAUGGACGCAAUCUUUAUCUUCUAUUGUACCGAGAAUAUCCCAGAUUCAAACCGUUCUUCGAUUUUUGCACUGACGGGAUUUGCACCAUCAAACAUGUCAGAGGCCGCGAAAUGGAAGCCCACUCAAUACAGGUGUUCCGGAUCUUGGGCCAGCUAAUCGAGGAAGGACUUAGGGAUUCGGAAAUUUUUGAAAACACCCUGCGAGCGAUUGCCCUGGCCCAUGCCGAUACCGGUGUGACCGGAGCUGACGUGCGGGAAUUCGGCGGGGUCCUGUUGUCCUAUUUGGUUGAUGCUUUGGGCCCCCAGGCAUCAAACUCGCUGACAGUUGCCUUCGAAAAAUUGGUCGAUCUCGUCGGUGAGUCGUUCGAUUUCCUGUACUUGGCCAGAGAGAGAUUGAAUUUUGUGUUGUGAUUAAACCUUCCGAGAAAUGUGCGAAUCUUUUUUUCCUUAUAUUAAAAAAAGAAGGUUUGAAGAAUC
Molecule: messenger RNA, 580 nt
Organism: Uranotaenia lowii
Lineage: Eukaryota; Metazoa; Arthropoda; Insecta; Diptera; Culicidae
Product: hemoglobin-3-like
Exons: 2
Coding region: 23-514 (163 amino acids)
Molecular function (GO): oxygen binding; heme binding
Source: RefSeq, a predicted model, not a curated record